Molecule: messenger RNA, 2703 nt
Organism: Thyridium curvatum
Lineage: Eukaryota; Fungi; Ascomycota; Sordariomycetes; Thyridiales; Thyridiaceae
Exons: 7
Coding region: 1-2703 (900 amino acids)
Biological process (GO): transmembrane transport; carbohydrate metabolic process; basic amino acid transport
Cellular component (GO): fungal-type vacuole membrane
Molecular function (GO): basic amino acid transmembrane transporter activity; hydrolase activity, acting on carbon-nitrogen (but not peptide) bonds
Source: RefSeq, a predicted model, not a curated record
AUGGCUUUAAAAGCGAAAUCAACAUCUAGCCAGCCUGACGAGCGGACACCACUGGUGGCUGGGCGGAGCAGGACGAGCAGCACUGCAUCGUCGACCUCGGAAUCCCAAUCUCUUCUCUCCGCAGAAGCCAUCUCUCAGGAUGCCUCACAAGCACCCGUACCGUGGUUCAGGAUCCUCAUCCCUCGUUUCUCUUUGCGGUCGUCCCACAAAACGGGUACGGAUGAGGAACAGCAACCGCAGCCCGAUGCACCAUCAAAAUUCUCAAAGGCUUUCGUUCUCAGGGUUGUGACAGUCUUGAUCAUUGGGAACCUGAUCGCCAAUGCGGAUGCAUCCCUUGUUCUUGCAACGCAUCCUACUAUCGCGUCAGAGUUCAACGACUUGGAAGAUUCGGCAUGGCUGUUCACUGCCUUUACGCUGGCGGGCUGUGCCACGCAAAGCAUCUUUGCGGAACUAAGUGACAUAUAUGGAAGGCAAGCGUUGCUAGUAGUGGCGUAUUUCACCUUGGCUCUCGGAUGCUUUGUUGUGGGAAUUGGAUCUUCGAUGGGGCAAGUCAUUCUAGGGAGAGUUGUAUCAGGAAGUGGAGGUGCUGGUAUGGGCGUGCUCUCAAUGCUGCUUGUCACGGAUCUUGUGCCUCUGCGAGAUAUCGCGGCGUGGCAAGCCGGCAUGAAUCUUUUGGCAACCCUCGGCCGAAGCCUUGGUGGCCCCGUCGGAGGGUGGCUUGCAGAUACUAUCGGUUGGCGGUGGUCAUUUCUCGGCCAAGCCCCAAUAUUCUUACUGACUUUGGUUUUGAGUGUCAUUCUCAUACCAUCUCACAUAGGCCGACGCAACCGCACUGUUGAAGUGCCACCUACGUUGGCCGCGGAUUCGUUACCUGAACAGAGCGGUACGAGUCAGCAACAAAGCAAGCUCUCUUUACUAGCAAGAGUCGACUGGACCGGCUCAGUCUUGCUAUCGCUGGUUAUCCUGACUCUGCUUCUUCCAAUUGAAGUUGGCGGCACCAAGAUCCCCUGGACUCACCCGUUGAUGUUCAUCCUCCUCGGCUCAAGCGUUCUACUUGCCGGACUAUUCUCGAUCAACGAGAGUCGUUGGGCCAGGCAUCCCGUUUUCCCCAUUUCUCUUCUCACAGAUCAAACCGUUGUCCUGUCAUACCUCAUUGCAGGGUCACAGACUGCUGCGCAACUUGGCCUGAUGUAUUCCGUCCCACUCUAUUUUCAGAUCACACAAGGAGUCUCGAAUACUGCAGCUGGAGCGUACUUGUUUCCUGGCGUUGCUGGCAAUGCAAUCGGCGGUAUUCUGUCGGGGAUCAUCAUCAAAAAAACGGGUCAAUACAAGACGACUAUGAUCUUGGGGGCUCUCGCCUCAUCUAUUGCGUAUCUUGUACUUCUGGUCCGAUGGCAUGGCCACACCAAUGCCUGGGAGGCGCUCUUUAUCUUGCCUGGCGGUUUUGGACUUGGUAUGGUAGCAUCUGCCACAUUUAUCAGCGUCCAGGCCGCCGUGAGCCGCUCCACCAAGGCUGCCGCCACAUCGGGCAUGUACCUUAUGAUGUCCAUCGGCAUGAUCAUCGGCCUUGCGGGAGUUGGAGCCGUAGUGACCGAAGUCAUGACAACUUCUCUGGCAUCACGGCUUGCUGAGAUGGGCCUCGACGAGAAUACGAGACAGGAGAUUGUCCGAAAAGCAGCGUCAACAGUGGACUACAUCCGGCACACAGACCCUACGAUCUCCAAAGAGAUCGUCGCCGCUUACGUCAAAGGCUUGUCGUAUGGCCAUGCUCUCUCUUUGGGUCUCUCUGUGUUCGCCCUGUUGGCUUCUUUUGUUCCCGGCAUUUGCAUCAUCGCCACAACAAUUCAUCAACACUUCACAGACAUGGCAGGCGAGGGUAGGAGAAUGGAUCCUCGCUGGCCUAACGGGGCCAGAGCGGCCAUCAGCUUCACCAUGGACAAUCUAGGCGAGGCGCAAGACGUCAACAAGGGAGUGUGGCCGGCGGACCAGCCAGUCGGAAACCACUUCUCGGUCCGGGAAAAUCUGCCCCGCAUGCUGGAUAUGCUGGACAAGCACGGCAUCAAGGCGACCUAUUUUGCCGAGUCCUGGAGCCUCGAUGUCUACCCGCAGGUUAUCAAAGAACUCCAGACCCGGGGACACGAAGUGGCCUGGCACGGCUUCCAGCACGAGGUGUGGAGCAGUCUCUCGCAAGCCGACGAGGAGCUCAACUUCAAGAAGAGCUGGGCUAAAGCGUCGGAAGCCGGCAUCCAGUACAAGGGCUUCAGGCCGCCCGGAGGCUCGAUCAACGAUAGGACAUAUGGCCUGUUCCAGCAGUACGGCAUCAAGUACGUGUCUCCUCUCGACAAAGGAGCAAGCAAGGUGCGCGGGGUCACGGUCUUGCCAUUUGACUGGAGGGAGGUUGAUGCAUUCUACUACAUGGAGAAGUUUGCAUCUAUCAGAAAGAAUUAUGGGGAGUCGGAGGCUCCAUUGUCUCCGAGGGCCUUCCGGGAUCAUCUACUAGCUGAGAUGAAGUCAUUGGUCGAAGCUGGCGGAUACAUGUCCAUUCUCUUUCACCCUUUCUUGCAAACAUCUGAGGAAAAGUUUGCAGUUCUUGAGGAGGUCCUGGGAUAUCUGUCCAAGCAAAAGGGGAUCUGGUGUGCACCCUGUGAGCAAGUAGAGGAAUGGCUGGCCGAUCACCCGGAGUCGAUGAAGACCGAGAAAUAA